UUUACAGGAAAAUUAUCUAGUCAACCAAUUGAAGAUUCAGAAUCCUUCCAUCCUUGGUCAGAUACCUUCCAUGAGCAGUGGGUGUGGAGUAGUGAGGAUAAAUCCCCUUCUGUAUACCUCUGCCUAAACAAUAAGGUGGCUUGUUUCUACAUUGACCCAGUCAUUGAGAGCACGGGAACAGCAGGUGUCCGUGGCACCAAGGCCUUCUCACAUGGGCAGCAUUAUUGGGAGGUAAAGUUGAGUUCUGUGUUUGGCACAUCAAUGAUGAUUGGUGUUGGCACAAAAGAGGCCUUGCUUCAAACAGCAGACUUUGAGUUUGUAGAUUUGAUUGGAAGGGAUGAUCAGAGUUGGGGGUUAUCAUAUAAAGGCAAGGUUUGGCACAAUGGUCAAUAUAGAAGUUACUGUGAGCCAUUUUAUGACUCAACAGUGAUCGGUGUUCUUCUUGAUAUGGAUGCAGGAACUCUUUCUUACUUCAAAAAUGGAAGGUCUUUAGGACUUGCUUUCACAGGCUUGUGUAACAAAGCAUCAGAGCUCUACCCAAUUAUUUCAUCUACAUCAACACUCUCCGAGAUAGAACUGUGUGACAGUACAUGUAGAUAUGUCUCACUGCAGGAUCAGUGCAGAAUGACCAUAACAAAGCUUGUUGGUAAAGACCAAAUAGAUUAUCUUCCACUGCCUAGAGGAAUCUGCCAGUCUCUAAAAGGCAUCUAA
Molecule: messenger RNA, 711 nt
Organism: Pocillopora meandrina
Lineage: Eukaryota; Metazoa; Cnidaria; Anthozoa; Scleractinia; Pocilloporidae
Source: the annotation of a GenBank genome assembly